GUCUGCGUUUUCGUGCCAGCUUUUUGGCAAGAUGCCAGACUGUCGAAAGUCACGACAAUGAUGAGCAUCGCCGCUCUGGUCUAUGAGAUCCUCUUCUUACUGUCUCUGUUCAUAUCCUCUAGCUUUGCACAAUCAUGCUCUUCAAAUGACACUGCAUGCCUUCAAGCUUGUGAUAUCCCUAGCUUGUCGGAAUAUUCAAUAUGGACGGUCAAUAGUUCAGAAGAUCUCGAUAAUCUCACUCCUCAAGGCUGCAAUUGGAUCAAUGCAUCGAUUUCGAUUGGCGCGAACUACUCGGGACAAUUCGUGCUGGAUGGAAUUCGUGUCAUUACGGGCCAGAUUGCAUCCAAUGGAUUCACCCACGAAUCUCUUCAGAACGUUUCCGCUAUAAUAAUGCCGGAUCUCUUGACAUUAGAGUGUCUCUUUGUUCGAGAUACCGCCAAUCUCCUUUCGAUCUCCAUGCCAAGUCUUCAGAACGUUACGACUCUAGAGCUUCAAAUAUCUGGACCUACGGCUCUGGAGUUCAAUAGCUUAACGUAUGCGUCAAAUAUCAUCAUCUCGGGGCCAGUUGGGGAUAUCUACUUCCAAUCUCUCGCCAAUGUUAAUUCAAGUCUCGAAAUUAGCAGCAGCGACACGUUCGAAGAUUUGUCAGCCUACGGAUACAAUACGAGUAACGUCUUUCCUCCUUUAAGCUUGAGGUUUCCAUUUCUAGUCAAUGCCACGGGUAUCGAUAUCUCUGGAAAUAUCUCCGAAAUAUACAUGCCAAAUCUUGCAAUUGCUGAGAACGGCCAUCUUACGAAUGGAAUCGUGAUUGAGACUUAUGGAGUCCCAAUUGAUGUUUCGUUUCCAAAGUUAGACACUUUGCAGGAUAUGGUUUUGGCUGGCACGAUGAAAGGUGUCUCAUUUCCAUCCCUUCAAAAUGUUCCUGGGCAUAUCGCCAUUGAAUCUGUGACACCUGUCUCUUUGAAUCUAUCUUCACUUGUCAAUGUAACAGGCAUCGCUAUUGAUGGAAAUGUCACAGGAGUCUUCUUACCCUCCUUGAAGAAUAUAACAACACUUUCGAUAUUCUCCAAGCUCCCGCUCUCUUGCACUCCAACCCAGAAGAUUUUCGAAUCGAUACGCCAAUCCACGACAGGAUACGAUUGCUCCUCUUCCGAUACAUCCAGUCACCUCUCAACGGGAGACAAAGUAGGUAUUGGAAUAGGAUCGGCCGCUGCUGGCUCCAUGAUUCUAGCCUGCUUAUCUUAUUUUUAUUUGCGGAGGAAGAGGAACCAGAACGUGGUCAAAGAGCGUACAAAUGAGCACGAGUUGCAAGACCGAGGUGGGAGGCCCAUUUAUCACGAGGACGACUAUCCACCUGAAUAUAGCUCUAGGGCUGGAACAGACAUUGGAAGUACACAUAGCGACGAGACGAUCGUUGAAGAUGCAGGAGACAGAAGGACCGCGACAGCGAGCGCAGAAGAGGGACGGACAACAGAGUGACGCGCUUGUUUCAAAUCUCAAAUUAACUGCAGCUACUGCUCAAUUUUAAUUUGCUUCUAUUGCGAUUUUGCAAGCUUCAAGAAAGAGUAAGUGCUC
This is a messenger RNA of Mollisia scopiformis, 1575 nucleotides long. RefSeq lists its product as uncharacterized. Bases 58 to 1479 code for a protein of 473 amino acids. Lineage: Eukaryota; Fungi; Ascomycota; Leotiomycetes; Helotiales; Mollisiaceae. The transcript is spliced from 6 exons. The record is from RefSeq and is a predicted model, not a curated record.